UCGACACGCACACAGUGCAAAAGGAGCGUUCAGUGCCUGAAGAAGAAGAAGAGUGCUCAGCUUCAUCAGCGCCCGCACGCACGAGCCUGCGCUCUGUAGUCUACUUUGACAGAGUUGUUUCUCCUCGUUAGACACAGCGUGAGGGGCACAGGCCGUGCGGAGGAAUGCUUAGGGACAAGUGUCUCUGAGGGCAGCUGGCUGCUUAUGAUGCGAAGAGAACAAGUCUCUCGAGUUUGUGGCAAUGAUCGCUCCAGAGACGGACCCUGAGACCGACUGCAUGGAUUCACUGACUGAGUGACAUUUGUUUUCUUGCUACCCAUCACAGGGAAUUAUUUUGUGUCGUGGCCAGUCUGUUCAAAAUUGGAAUAUUGUUGGGGACCGAGGAUUUGAUGAGACGCAUGUGGAGUUGAAUGAGGAUAUUUAUUUUGUUACUCUUUGCUUGGGUCAAGGAUUCUGACUGAGCUGUCAGUCCGUCAAGGCGGGAAUAUUAAUCAAAUUGGACCCAAAGUCUUCAGCUCAUCGCCCAUCAAGUUCAUGAUGAAGUCUGGCACUGUGUGGAUGUGCACCUAUGUCUGCGUCCUGUUCUUAGAGGAGGCUGUGAGUUCCUGGGAUAGCCCUCCUUCUGUGUCUGUGUCCUUGCUCAAUGACAGCCCUGUGGCAGCCGGGCCUCUGCCUAGCGCUCAGCCUGAAUGGGUGGACUGCAUCCAGGCCAGUGACAUGUGCAACCAGAACCCCCAUUGCAGCUCUCGAUACCGGGUCAUGCGCCAGUGCCUGGUGGGUAAGGAGAAGGAUGCCAUGUUGGACAACAACAGAGAGUGCCAGGCCGCGCUGGAGGUGCUCCUGGUCAGCCCGCUGUACGGCUGCCGCUGUAAAAGAGGCAUGAAGAAGGAGCUGCAGUGUCUGCAGAACUACUGGACCAUCCACAUGGGACUCAUCGAAGGUGCAGAUGUGGACGACGCGUCUCCAUAUGAACCUGUUGCUCCGGUGCAGCCUUCAGAGGAGUUCCGAUUGGCCUCCAUCUCCUCGGGCAUGCUCACGGUGGCCCCUAAAGGCUCCUUCUGCCCCGAGGCCGACAGAACCUGUAACCCCUGUCUGAACGCCGCCAAAGACUGCAACCUCAACAGCAACUGUAAGAAGCACCGCUCAGCCUACAUCGCCACCUGUAGCAAGGAGGACCCCAAAGGAGACACAUGCAACAAGAAGCGCUGCCACAAAGCUCUGCGCGUGUUCCUGGACCGCGUCCCUGCCGAGUACAGCCACCGCCUGCUCUUCUGCCCUUGUCAGACAGAGGGCUGUGCUGAACGGCGCAGGCAGACCAUUGUGCCCGAUUGCUCCUACAAAGAGAAGGUCAAACCCAACUGUCUGGAGCUGCAACGGGUGUGUCGACUGGACUCUCUGUGCAGGUCACGGCUGGUGGAUUUUUACGUCAACUGCGCCGAGAUUCAACACACAGUGAGCAACUGCCCCAACCAGGGAAACCACCAAGCCUGUCUGGCCUCCUAUGCACGUCUCAUAGGGACAGAGAUGACUCCAAACUAUGUGAACAGCAGCUUCUCAAAUUGGAUCGUAUCUCCGGCCUGUACAUGCGACGGCAGUGGAAACCAGGAAGAGGAGUGUAUGAAGAUCCUACGCUACUUCACCCAUAACGCCUGUCUAAAGAAUGCCAUCCAGGCCUUCGGAUACGGGAUCGAGAACACAGCCAGUAAAAGCACGUCUGUCCCAGGACCCCAUGUGACUGUGAUGAGGUCAGAGCUGCCAGUGACACCCAGGACUGACGGCUACAUCAGCAAGUUUCCAGUUGAGUCCAGCCAUGACCCGAUGGAGCCCCCUGGUCUGCUGGAGGAUGGGGGUCCCUGUGUGCGUGCUGGUGCCUGGUUGGUGCUGUUGGCUCUGUUCCUGACCCAGCAUGCCUUAUAGAAGCACGACUAGAGAUGGGAGCGAAACAGGUCAUCCACCCACAAGCUGAUCCUGAGAGCUGAAGCUGUGAUUUCUGUUGAGUGCGAAAUGGCAUUCUGGAAAAAAAACAAGGACGGUGCAAAAAAAUCUAAUGCAAAAUAUAGGGAGACUUUGUGUUGUCUAUUUAAUGUAUUGUGAAGGCGGAACCAAACUGUCGGAGAGCUUUAAGAGAAGAGACACUUGGAUAUUCAUGCUCUCGCCCGUGGAAUAAAGCUGAACUUGUCAAAGACUUUUGUGCACCAAAGGAAAAGAAAAAUAUAUAUGAAGUUGUUGCAAAAAUACAACAGACAAUUGGGAGGGCGCUGGGUGAGAGACUCUUAUAUGUGACUUUUUUUGCUUUGAAUCUUGACCAAUCAGAGGACGGCAACAGGGGUGUGAUGACAUCAUUGUGUAAACUUGAAGCUGUACUCUUGCGUGUCAUAUGUGUUGCUAUAGUAACUGUGACCAUACUCCAUGCAGCCCGUUGAUUUGCUUCGCUAGCUGACUUUGACAAAACCUAAAAGGUGUCGUUACAAUUGUCAUUUGAGAUGUCGUUGUCAGGCCAUACGUCAGCGGUCACUAUGUAUAUAUAUUUCUUUCCAUCCUUAACCUAGAAGUAUUCACACUAAGUGGACAUCACCUGAGUGUAUUCGGUACCAACAUGCAACUCCUAUCUAUGUCUUGAGAAGGUUUGAUCACCACGAAUGUAAAACAGGGAUACAAUUAAAACAAUCUAUCAAAGCUGCUUGGAAAGCCAUAAACAGUGUAUGACUAUUGUACCGUGUUUUAAUGUUUUGAACAUGACAUUUACAUGAAGGAAAAUGGCCAGUAGGGGGAGUGUUGAGCCCCCUCAGAGUACACACGUUAUGAGGUAAUCACACAUCUCUUCUGUAGCCCUUGGUAGAAUAUAAUGAGGUUUAAAGUAUUUAAAAAUGAAUCUAAAGUGUGUGUGUAAUCUUGCAUAAUAAUGGCAUUUAGGCAAUCAGAAUUAAACAUUCACUUUGGCUUCACUCAGCGUUCCUAAGUUGUAUCCUGUAUUCAGUCUGACGGCUCACGGUUUGCUGCUGCCAUGUUCAACAAUAAAGAUGAGGGGUGACAAAA
Periophthalmus magnuspinnatus is the source of this 3036-nucleotide messenger RNA. Its product is annotated as GDNF family receptor alpha-2-like. Gene Ontology annotation, biological process: nervous system development. Lineage: Eukaryota; Metazoa; Chordata; Actinopteri; Gobiiformes; Gobiidae. The transcript has 8 exons. The coding region runs from base 535 to 1917 and encodes 460 amino acids. The record is from RefSeq and is a predicted model, not a curated record. Gene Ontology annotation, cellular component: signaling receptor complex; external side of plasma membrane. Gene Ontology annotation, molecular function: signaling receptor activity.